UCUCAACUUCCCUUCCUCUCAUAUACGACACAAUCACCCGCCCAAUAUGCACUCAACGCUCGUACGGGUGCAGAAUGUCUUCGGCUUCUUUACUACGGUAGCUUUCUCCGUCGCGGCGGUAAUUGCGCUCUCCGCCUUUAUCAACCCACAGACCCCGUCUGCGAGCAUUCAGUUGCGGAAUGUCCAGGUAGUGAGAGGGCGACCCCACUACUACAGCUAUAAGAAGGAGGAGUAUGCGCACAUCAAGUUCGAUCUGGACACAGAUCUAAGCACCCUCUUCAACUGGAACACAAAACAAGUCUUCGUCUACCUAAAAGCCAUCUAUCCCUCCACCAAACCCUCCGAGCCCGCCUCCGAAGCCAUAAUCUGGGACGCCAUCCUCCCGGGCUCCGCCGCGCCCUGGCACCAGAACCACUACAUCCACCCGACGCCCAAAUCCUCCAAGACCUCCAAAAAGUCUAAGUCCGCCGACGCGCCCUACCCGCGCGGCAUCCUGCACCUGCAGAACCAGCGCCCGAAGUACCAGAUCACGGAUAUCAGUGGGAAGCUGCAGAAUCGCACGGAUGUGCAGCUCGAGCUGGGCUGGAACGUGCAGCCGUGGGUUGGCGCGCUGCUGUGGGAGCAUACCUUGAUGGACGUUGGCCUAUGGCAGCGGUUGAUGGGCGGGAAGAGCGAGGUGUUUGAUUUCCCGGCGAUUGGGGCGAAGGGCAUGCCGAAGAAGAAGGAUUUGGAGACGGAGAAGGGGCAUGAGGGGCAUAGGCUUGAGGCGGGCGGGGAGGUGCCGAGGAGGAAGCCUGCGUAAGCGGAGCGUGGAGGACGUCUAUCUGAUGCGCAGCGGCUGAGGCGGGUUAUGUGCCUAUGAUAUAGGAUGUGGGAUGUGAUAUUAUGUGCGUUAUGGGAAGGGCUUCGCCGGCAGGCUGGGCUUCAAUGAUACCUCGUCUUCUCCUUCGCGACGCGAUUCUCAUCUUGAACCCGCUUUAGUCUCCAUCGGCCUCGCAGUUAAUUCUCACUACGCAGCGCAGAGGAGAGCUCGGAGUGAUUUAGAAAUACCAUAUAGAUUCCUCGGAUUCUUCUAAUGGAUUCCCA
Molecule: messenger RNA, 1086 nt
Organism: Trematosphaeria pertusa
Lineage: Eukaryota; Fungi; Ascomycota; Dothideomycetes; Pleosporales; Trematosphaeriaceae
Product: signal peptidase 22 kDa subunit
Exons: 3
Coding region: 47-802 (251 amino acids)
Biological process (GO): protein targeting to ER
Cellular component (GO): membrane; signal peptidase complex
Source: RefSeq, a predicted model, not a curated record